Messenger RNA from Aphanomyces astaci, 450 nucleotides. RefSeq lists its product as hypothetical. The record is from RefSeq and is a predicted model, not a curated record. The transcript has 2 exons. Bases 1 to 450 code for a protein of 149 amino acids. Lineage: Eukaryota; Oomycota; Saprolegniomycetes; Saprolegniales; Verrucalvaceae.
AUGCAGCGGCGGACGUGGAGCCGAUGCGGGAGCCGUCGGACCUUGUGCGACUACGGGCGUAUCUGGAGGAACAUUUCCCCGUGGCAGAACGUGGGCUUAUCUGUGCACCAAUUCAAGCACGGGCAAAGCAACCCGACGUGCUUGUCCAGCUACCACUCUCGGACUCCCACCUCAUCCCCCCCGAUGAAGAUGCUGCUUCCGCUACUCCAGCCAAUGACAGCUAGACCCGCCAUGGACUACUCGACAUCCACGUCCAACCGCGACGCGGUGAUUCAGUUCCAACGCAAGCUCUGCACAGUGGAAGACGUCCAAGAACUUUUAGACGGGCUUUCUAGAGGCCGCGAUCUCGGUCGAGUUGCGUAUGGCCAAGCUGUGAUUGCGCAAAGUACAUUGAGGGCGUGCGCUGAAGGUCAAGUUUGCCUUGUAGGAGGAUAUGAAGGGUAUGCAUAA